GUGGGAGCUGUAUCAGUUGCUGUGAGGGGGCGUAUGGUAAUGAGCGCUCAAGUUACAAGCUACAAAUGAAGAGAGAAGACCACAUGGCCUGGAGCAGUUACCUGACAGAAUUCCUCCACUUUCUUCCGUCUCUUCUCUGCCACCUGGUAUCCUAUAGUUACUGAAGAAUCAAAUACAUAGCUUUGCAACAAUGACAGGACGGGCGAGAGGGAGAGCGCGAGGACGAUCCCGUGGACAAGCUGCAGCUGCUGCCACGAGACCAGGAGAAAAGUCGACUCAGGGAGCCACUAGCGAGCCCCAAGUGGGUAGAGGCGGGCGUGGCCGGGCUGUCGCUGCACAACCAACCGUGACUCCUGUACAACAAACACCACCUCCUCAGCUGCCAGUCGAGAAAAUGGCUCAGAUGACGGUGAAAAAGACCCCAACCCCUCCUAUGAAGGAGCCCACCCCUCCUAUGAAAGAGCCUACCCCUCCAGCGAGUGGUGCUGGGGUUGGUCGUAGCACUGGACGUGGUGGUGGUUACACUGAACCUUGCACACGCCCGGAACACAUUAUCGACAAGAGAGGAACGUCAGGCACGCCCAUUACUGUCAUGUCUAACUUUGUCUCUCUCAAGAAUCGACCAGACUCUGUCAUCUACCAGUACAACGUUGGCUUUAGUCCUCAAGUAGAUAGCAAGCGUGUUCGCUACUUCCUCAUAGCCCAUCGGGAGGACCUCAUUGGAACGGUGAAGACAUUCGAUGGUAUGAUUCUCUACCUCCCCAUACGGCUACCAGACCAAGUUACAAAAUAUAUGUCAAGUCUGAGGGACGGGACUAAUAUCGAGGUCACCAUCACGCUUACCAACGAUCUCAAUACUAACAGCCCAGUUUGCAUGCAGCUGUUCAAUAUCAUCUUUCGCAGGAUUCUGUCCUAUCUUGACAUGAAGCAGAUCGGCCGCCAUUACUACAACUCCAAGAUCCCCAUCCACAUCACGCAGCACAGACUUGAGUUGUGGCCUGGUUUCAUCACGUCCAUCCUCAACUAUGAUUCUGGUAUUCUCCUCUGUGCCGACAUCUCCCACAAGAUCCUCCGCACGGACACAGUCUGGGACUUCCUCAACGAGCUCUACACCAAAAGCAGGGGAGGAUCCUUCCAUGACAUGGCCACCAAGACACUCGUCGGAGAGAUUGUUCUCACCAGGUACAAUAACCGGACGUAUAGGAUUGAUGACAUUGACUGGGACUCCAACCCACAGAAAACCUUUAACCAACACGAUGGUACACCAAUCUCCUUCUCAGACUACUUCAAGAAACAAUACGAUAUUGAAGUGAGUGACUUGGAUCAGCCUAUGUUGGUGAGUCGCCCGAGCAAGAAAGAGAUAAGAGCCAGAGGAGGCAAGGAUGACCCCAUCCUACUGGUGCCUGAACUAUGUACUAGGACAGGUUUGAGUGACGAGGCUAGAGCUGACUUUCGUGUCAUGAAGGAUCUGGCACAGUACACUCGCGUUGAUCCAGCAUCUCGAUGUGCCACUCUCAAGAAGUUCAUCCAACAAGUGCAAACUGAGCCGAAAAGCAAGGCUGAGCUUGAAGGCUGGAAUCUGGCCUUUGACAAAGAUCUGAUCACCUACCAAGCUCGAGUCAUGCCACCAGAGAAAAUCUACCAAAAGGACAAGACUCUGAGCUACAAUCCCGAGGAGGCAGACUGGGGUAGAGACAUGCGUGGUAGUGCCCUCAUCUCUGCCAUGGAUAUGAAGAACUACAUCAUCUACUGCACCCAGCGUGAUUCAGGGGUUGCUGAGGAGUUCUUCAUGACUCUCAAGAAAGUGUGCCCUCCCAUGGGGAUUCGUAUCGGGCAGCCGACGGUGAGGACACUGCAGAACGAUCGCACGGAGACAUUUCUCAGAGCCCUUGGGGAGGACCUGGGCCAGGGACAUCAAGUGCAGAUGGUGAUUUGUGUCCUGCCCAACAACAGGAAGGACCGCUAUGAUGCCAUCAAGAAGUUCUGUUGCAAAGAUCGAGCAGGAUGCUCCCCUGUACUGUCCCAGUGCCUCCUCUCAAGGACUCUCUCCAAGAAGCAGCAGCUUAUGAGUGUGACCACAAAGGUUGCCAUGCAGCUCAACUGCAAGCUAGGUGGAGAGCUGUGGGCCCUCGAGAUACCAAUCAAGAACUGUAUGGUGGUGGGUGUGGACACGUAUCAUGACUCGUCACGCAGGGGGCGCUCUGUGGGGGGCUUCAUUGCUAGCACCAACAAAACACUCACCAAAUACUAUUCUCAGACGAUGUUCCAGUCAACUGGACAAGAGCUGGCUGACAAUCUCAAGGUAGCCAUGUCCUCUGCCCUCCAUAACUACCACAAGAUCAAUGGAGUGCUUCCUGACAGGAUCAUCGUGUACAGGGACGGUGUGGGUGAUGGACAGUUGGCUGCUGUGACUGACUAUGAGAUACCUCAGAUCAAGGAGAGCUUCAGAGCUCAGGGUGGAGAGUACAGGCCCAAGUUUGCUGUCGUGGUUGUCAAGAAACGUAUCAGUAGUCGUAUCUUUAGGGUUAUGGGCAACAAAAAGCUGGUCAACCCACCUCCUGGUACAGUCAUUGACGACAAAAUCACCAAGCCAGAAUGGUACGACUUCUUUGUUGUGAGUCAGAGUGUUCGUCAAGGCACGGUCACUCCCACCCACUUCAAUGUUGUACAUGACACCUCAGGGUUCAAACCUGACCACAUGCAGAAACUGACCUACAAACUCUGUCAUUUGUACUACAACUGGCCGGGAACUGUUCGUGUGCCCGCCCCCUGUCAGUAUGCCCAUAAGCUAGCCUUCCUAGUGGGACAGUCCAUCCACGACACACCCUCCAAGCUACUGGACGACAAGCUCUACUAUCUAUGAGUGGACUGACCUAAACUGGGGCUUUUUUCUAGUGUUAUCACCAUUAUUAACCAACUUGUCAUUUAUACAACCCUCUUGUCCAUACAUCUAUUGUAAUUUAACCUAUAGCUAUGGGCUUGUGUUUUGUUCUCUACGAUCAUCUUAGUGCUGGCCUGGUCGGCUGUCAUCAUUUAUCACACAUUGUUAAUCUCAUUCAAUCUGUUUUGCUAUCCUGGACCUCGAUUCAUUCCCUCGUUAGACAAGACUUAUUAUGUCAUAUUGAA
This is a messenger RNA of Halichondria panicea, 3126 nucleotides long. Its product is annotated as piwi-like protein 1. The coding region runs from base 191 to 2863 and encodes 890 amino acids. The transcript is spliced from 17 exons. Gene Ontology annotation, cellular component: P granule. Gene Ontology annotation, biological process: regulatory ncRNA-mediated gene silencing. Gene Ontology annotation, molecular function: protein binding; piRNA binding; RNA endonuclease activity. NCBI's taxonomy places the organism in Eukaryota, Metazoa, Porifera, Demospongiae, Suberitida, Halichondriidae. The record is from RefSeq and is a predicted model, not a curated record.